UUAACCUUUGACAUUUGUCCUCGAGGUUUGGAUUGGGCUGAUACUUAUCAGUUCUCUAUUACUCGAGAAGGCCUCUCGAAUAUAACGAUGACUGACCCAAUCAGAGUCGUUCGUCCGCCAAGGAUUGCAAGAAAAACUGAGAGCCAGCCAUGGCAUACAUACUUUACUGUCGACGUAUUGUACGCUGCCGCUAGGAAGACAAUUCUACACCCCUUUGUUGCUUGGAUAAUACCACUCUGCUUGAGGGCCGUCACCGUUCCGUACGACGACAUUUCCAUGCAACUCUCCAUUGGCUAUGCUUGCUUGCUCACCUUGCUGUGGGUGCUGUCCGUGCUCAACAAUCGCAUUGCCUAUGGUAUACCAAGAGAAGUCGACUAUGACGAAGAGGUAAUCAUUAUCACUGGUGGUGCAAGCGGCCUUGGCCGCUUGAUUGCCGAUUUCUAUGUAAUGCGAGGUGCAUCUGUUGCAGUGCUGGAUUUGAAGCAAGCUGAUGAUGAUGAAUUUAUGGGCAUCCGAUACUACCAAUGUGACAUCGGCGACAAAAAACAGGUUGAUGAAGCUAUCACAAAAAUCAAAACCGAUCUAGGAACGCCGACUAUUUUGGUCAACAAUGCAGGUGUCAUGCACAGCAAGUCGAUACUUGACCUUGAUCCAGAGGAAAUCGAGCUUACUCUCCGUGUGAAUCUGUUGUCUCACUGGCACACAGUCAAGGCAUGUUUACCGGGCAUGCUCGAAGAAGAGCGUGGAACUAUCGUGACUGUUGCCAGCGUAUUGGGAUAUCUAGGCUGCCCUAAUCUCUCUGCAUAUACCGCGACCAAGGCCGGUCUACUGGCCUUUCAUCAGUCUUUGACAGCCGAGCUCUCGCAAACGCCAGAGAUCAAGACGAUCCUCGUAGCGCCUGGACAGCUCGACACGCCUAUGUUCAAGGGAAUGAACACUCCAUCGAACUUCCUAGCCCCCGUAGUCGCCCCAGUGGAGUUGGCAAAAGAGAUUGUAAACAUGAUCGACUCCGGCUGGAGCGGCGAGAUAUGUCUCCCACUUUACACACGAGUCACACCGCUCAUUCCGGCGUUGCCCGCGGCCAUUCAAAAAAUUCUGAAAGCAUUGAGCGGAAUGGAUAAGGCUAUCUUAGAUUUCACGGCCGCCAGGAAGAAAGAGUCCUAAGCACGGUUGAGCGAACAACCGAAUUGAUACCCAACGCUACAAGCUUCACUGUGUACAAUUGUACCCCCAGCAUCAUGGUCUAUAGACAAUCACUUCCAAUCCAUUCGUAUACGGCGCUGUCAAGUUCCGGAACGGCCCGUUCGGGUCACGAACGUAAGACAGAAACUCCUUGUACCCUGCAGCGGCGGAGAUGGUGUUGUCUGCCACGAUCACGGUGCCUGGCCGCAUAUGGCUUUGCACUAGCUUCAAAGUAGGCAAUGCGAGGGGCGUCCAGACUGGUUGAAAAUCCCAUUAGCUAGAAUCUCUCGCUCUGGCGCAUCACGUACUGUCAAGCAGCAGCAGGUCAACCUGCUCGAGGUUCUCCUUAAGCGUCUCCAACAAAUUGCCCUCCCGCAGCUCAAUGUGCCUCUCCACGUCUUCCCCAGCCUCUCUCCAAUGCUGCCGUGCCUUUGCGGCCUUCGUUGCCUCAAGCUCCGUCGCAAUCACCUUCCCGUUCUGCGCGUCGUUCUCCG
Messenger RNA from Verruconis gallopava, 1676 nucleotides. RefSeq lists its product as uncharacterized. The coding region runs from base 88 to 1164 and encodes 358 amino acids. The record is from RefSeq and is a predicted model, not a curated record. NCBI's taxonomy places the organism in Eukaryota, Fungi, Ascomycota, Dothideomycetes, Venturiales, Sympoventuriaceae. The transcript is spliced from 3 exons. Gene Ontology annotation, molecular function: oxidoreductase activity, acting on the CH-OH group of donors, NAD or NADP as acceptor.